AUGAAAAGGAAUGGUGUUUCAAAAGAUCACAAAGAGGGGAAUUCGGAUAGUUUACCAGAAGUUACAUUUCAAGAUGAGACUUGUUUCUCGCGGACAUGGCGAUACAUUUUGGUCAUUUUCCUGUCCUUGUUUAUAGGAUUGGGGGCAGGGUACUUUGUAGGUCGUGCAAUACACACCGAGAGAGAUGAUACAGUAUUCGAUAAUCACCCCAAACCAUUUCAUGGUCGGAGGGAUCCGCCAUCAGUAUUCUCCCCGCUUUCAGUGGAUGAAAUGAAAUCAGUUGUUAAGUAUUGUGUAGAGGCAAAUAUAACUAAAGUUUAUAAUUCUAAAUCAAAAUCAUUCAUACCAUUUUUGAAAAGGAACAAAAUUAUUAGCCUCUCUGUUAUGCUGCCAAGUAAGGAAGCGGUGCUAUCUUAUCUGGACGAAAAUGGACCUUACCCUGGAAGAUACGCCAGAGUUUACGUGGACAAAGCACAGGAAAUACCUCCAUAUUUUGAGGAGUAUCAGAUAGGACCAUUACAACAGCCAAAAAUGAUACAUAAAGUUUUACGUACAGUUACCAACCACGAUCGACGACCUCGAAGCUCUGAGGAAGCACUAAUAGUCCAGAAUGUGGCGACUAUGGAGCUUGCAAAAUUGAAUGAACUGUUUACGAAAUGUUUUGAUGGUGGCACGGUGAAUGCUGCACACCAUAAUGAUAAACGUUUACGAGUCUUUGUUUCCUCGGUGAGUUCUCAGAGAGGUCGAAGCUCGGUUGUGUUUCUUGGUAUUCCAGGAAGACUUUCCACUUCCGAUAUUCUCCCCGUAUCUGCCACCGUGUCUCAUGCAAGCCUCGACUGGGAGAAUUGGAAAGUUCACGACAUUUUCUUCUUCCGCCAGGGUCCUUUUGUGAGCACAGAUGAACUUUUGGAUGCAUAUAAGAACGGGAGUCUAACUUUAUUUACAUUGCCUAAAGGUUAUAGAGACCAAAUAAAAACUUCUCGAGAUUAUAAGAAGUAUAGUAACCAACCUCUGCGUGAAAAUGCGUCGAAAAGACCUACAAAGACUGUAGAACCACAAGGACCAAGAUAUAAAGUGACAGAUUAUCUUGUUGAGUGGAUGGGGUGGUCGUUAGAACUAUCGAUGAACAACUAUCACGGACCAGCAGUAUUUAACAUUCGUUACAAAGGAGAACUUAUCGUUUUCGAGAAUUCGUUAAACGACCUUACCCUUCUCUACUCGUCUUUGAACCCUGGAGCAGGUUCAACAUUGACAAUUUUGAGCGAUAUGAUAUUUCGAUUGGGUAAUUUUCCGAAUAUCAUUCAGGGUUUGGAUUGUCCUGAAUACGCGACUAUACUGAAUGUUACAACAUUUAGUGAAGGCAGACAAACGCCUUCCUUAAGAGAAGGCAUCUGUGUGUUCGAAGCAGAUGGACAACGCCCAUUAUGGCGGCACAAUGGGUAUGUUAACAGUGGUAUGAACGAUAAUUACCUCAAUAUCCGCAUCCCACUUGGGCUUGGGAACUAUGAUUACAUGAUUGAUUUCCAGUUUCAUCUUGACGGAAAGAUGUGGACGUACGCAACUGCCUAUGGGAGUUUGUAUACUGCUUUCUGGUUCAAAGAUGACGACACAGUUGGCUCUAAAAAGUCCCGGACCCAAUUUGGCAACAGAGUAGCAGAGCAUUCAUUGGGAAGUAUCCACGAUCACCUCUUUGCAUUUAAGGUCGAUAUUGACGUAGUUGGUCGUAAUAAUACAUUUGAAAAGAUUCACUGGAGAGGAGGGACGAUUUCUGAAGGCAUCAGAAGUCAAACAGACAGAAGAUCGUCGGAUAUACCAGGUGUUACCUCUAAAUACACAAGAUAUCUAGAGUAUGAGAGGUUAAGCAAAGAAAAAGGUUUAGUGAUUGAUUCAAAGCCAGUAAUCUGGUCUAUAAUUAACGAGAAUAAACAAAAUAAAUGGGAGAACUUUCGUGGCGUCAAAAUCGAACACACUCAAGAGUAUCAGGAAGUGCUACCUCCUGAUCACCCUGCGAUUGUUGCUCUUCCUCAUAUGAAAUAUAACUUGGCAGUAUCAAAACACCAUGACGAUGAACAGUUCAUUGAUUCUUUUCAGUACGACAAACAGCGACUUCAUGACCCACUUCAUAAUUUAGAAAGUUUUCUUAAUGAUGAAGACAUCAUCAAUUCUGACCUAGUCACGUGGAUCUCUGUACACUUUCUUCACCUCCCGAGUGCUGAAGAUUUUCCCAUGACAACUGGAGCGACACGUGGAUUUUUAAUCCAGCCAAUGAACUUUUUUGGCGAAACAGCUACCUUUGACAUGCCACAAUACGAUAUUUAUAGAAAUGGAACGAUUGUGAAUGAUCCGUAUUCAAUACACAAACACCAUUAUGUCUUGCCGGACGACAUCGAUCGUCCGGACUAUGCUUAAGUACAUAAAUAUACGAACGUGGCGUUUUCCCCGAAAACAAAUUGCUAAUGCACUAUUCAUAAAAAAAAGUCAGUUAUUGAAUGCAUUAGCAAAGCAAAUAUUUCCUUCUAUAUUUUAAGCCAUAAAAAUGGGAUGUUCUACCAUGACCUAAAUUUCUGAGGAUGGGCAGUCAUUCAGUAUUGUGCUAAACAUUUUAGACAUGUUCAUUUUCAAUCAAUCAAUU
This is a messenger RNA of Saccostrea echinata, 2632 nucleotides long. Its product is annotated as membrane primary amine oxidase-like. Gene Ontology annotation, molecular function: quinone binding; primary methylamine oxidase activity; copper ion binding. Gene Ontology annotation, biological process: amine metabolic process. The coding region runs from base 1 to 2409 and encodes 802 amino acids. Gene Ontology annotation, cellular component: plasma membrane. NCBI's taxonomy places the organism in Eukaryota, Metazoa, Mollusca, Bivalvia, Ostreida, Ostreidae. The transcript has 2 exons. The record is from RefSeq and is a predicted model, not a curated record.